Periophthalmus magnuspinnatus is the source of this 1468-nucleotide messenger RNA. It is a transcript of the gene napsa, whose product is annotated as napsin A aspartic peptidase. Lineage: Eukaryota; Metazoa; Chordata; Actinopteri; Gobiiformes; Gobiidae. The transcript has 9 exons. Gene Ontology annotation, cellular component: lysosome. Gene Ontology annotation, molecular function: aspartic-type endopeptidase activity. Bases 56 to 1252 code for a protein of 398 amino acids. Gene Ontology annotation, biological process: proteolysis. The record is from RefSeq and is a predicted model, not a curated record.
GGCGCAGUUUGAGGCUUGGAUAAACAGACGUGCGUAAAAGUUUUGUAACGGCGCCAUGGCUCGGUGCGCAUCACUUUACGCGCUCCUGGUUCUUGGAAUAACAGUGACUUCAGCUGUUAUAAGAGUUCCUCUUCAUAAAACCAGGAGUCUGCGGCGUCUCCUGAGCGACAGUGGCAGGUCUGUGGAGGAGCUGCGCGCUUUGGCACAGUCCUCUCUGGAUGUGACUCCUGCUCCACAUCUGCCCGUGGAGAGGCUCACAAACUUUAUGGAUGCUCAGUACUUUGGCUCCAUUAGUAUCGGUUCUCCUCCUCAAGAGUUCACUGUCCUGUUCGACACCGGCUCCUCCAAUCUCUGGGUUCCCUCUGUCCACUGCUCCUUUUGGGAUUUGGCCUGCUGGGUCCAUCGCCGCUACAACUCAAAAAAGUCAAGUACUUAUGUUCAGAACGGCACACAGUUCUCUAUUCGAUACGGUCGAGGCAGCUUGUCGGGGUUUAUCAGCGCAGACACAGUCUCUGUGGCUGGUUUGCCUUUGCCUAAGCAGCAGUUUGGAGAAGCGGUCAAACAGCCGGGCAUCACAUUUGCAGUGGCUCGUUUCGAUGGCGUCCUGGGCAUGGCUUAUCCUUCUAUAUCUGUGGCCAAAGUUACUCCAGUGUUUGACUCGGCCAUGGAGGCUAAACUGCUGCCACAAAAUGUCUUCUCAUUUUACAUUAACAGAGACCCUCACGCAGCUGUAGGAGGAGAGUUAAUCCUCGGAGGAACUGAUCCACAGUAUUACACCGGAGAGCUGCACUUUGUGAACGUCACUCGAAAAGCUUAUUGGCAGAUUCAGAUGUCUGGGAUAAACGUUGGCAGCCAACUGACUCUUUGUAAAAGUGGAUGUCAAACUAUUGUUGACACGGGGACGUCUCUGAUCGUGGGACCUGUGGCAGAAAUCAGAGCGUUACACAAAGCCAUGGGAGCGCUGCCUUUGAUAAUGGGGGAGUACAUCAUUGACUGUAAAAAGAUCCCCACUCUGCCCGUCGUGUCUUUCAACAUCGGUGGAAUUAUGUAUAACCUGACGGGAGCCGACUACAUCAUGAAGGAGUCUCAGAGGGGAGUGUCUCUGUGUCUUUCUGGGUUCAUGGCCAUGGACGUCCCUCCUCCUGCAGGACCUCUGUGGAUCCUCGGAGACGUCUUCAUUGGGAAGUACUACACCGUUUUUGACAGGAGUAAAGACCGAGUGGGCUUUGCUCCUGCUAAGUCCACUGUUUAGUGUUUUGAAUUAUCUUUUUACAAGGACGUCAAGUGUUUUCACGUAAUAUCUGCAGGUUUAAUUGAUGUUUAAUUGAUCAGACAAAAAAAUGUUACAUUUAUUUAUGUGACAUGUAAUCUUUGCCAGUUUUACACAACUGCAGUCAUGUAAAGUUGUAUAAAAAUAAAGUAUUAUAUGUAAACAUUUCUAUGGUACUAUAGGAAAUAAAAUUAAUUG